AUGUUGUUCUCUCGCAACGGUCUUCUGGCACCUUUGGUUGUUUCGCUGCUUCUGGCAGGAAAUACUGUCGCUGAUGACGCAGGAACGAGAGCCCGGAAUGCACUCCAAACCCUUCAGGGCUGGUAUAACCCCCAAAGUGGCAUUUGGGAUACCUGUGGCUGGUGGGAUGGUGCCAGCUGCAUGAAUACAGUUGCAGAUUUAGCUGCCCUUGACCCAUCGGUGAUGGAUACAGCGACAUAUGUCUUCAAUAAUACAUUCCACGUGGGGCCAGUGUCCAAUCCGAAUCCCGGACCUGAGCAUAAGACUGUUUACACUCGUGACAACCAACCACAAACUUCCGUCAAUGCUAGCCAGUGGCUGGAUCAAGCUUACGACGAUGAUGGAUGGUGGGCCCUUGCAUGGAUUGCAGCAUACGAUGUCACCAAGGAGGGGACGUACCUAGAAUUGGCCGAGGGAAUUUUUGAGAGCUUGGCUGACGCAUGGGGCACCAACUGUGGUGGUGGCGGUAUUCCUUGGAAUCCUACCAGUACAUACGUGAAUUCGAUUACGAAUGAGCUAUUUCUCUCUGUCGCAGCACACCUUGCAAACCGAGUCGCCGAGAGAAAACAGUAUUAUGUCCGCUGGGCUCAGAAGGAAUGGGACUGGUUCACGGCCCAGGCCUUCAUUGGUCCAAACGGUACCAUCAAUGAUGGCCUUUUGGACAAUUGUCAGAACAACGGAGAUACUGUAUGGUCGUACAAUCAAGGAGUUGUCCUCGGUGGAUUGGUUGAAUUGAACAUAGCGGCACCCAAUAACACAUACCUGCCAUCUGCAAACAAGAUUGCAAAUGCAGCCAUUGAGACAUUGGCCGAUUCGAACAAUAUCAUCCAUGAAUUCUGUGAGCCACAAUGCCUUCCAGAUGGCACACAAUUCAAGGGAAUUUUUAUUCGCAAUCUACGGAUGUUGCAGAAAGCAUCUCCACAUGAUAUUUACCGGAAGGUAAUAGAUAACUGUGCAAAUAGCAUUUGGAAUAAUGAUCGCAAUGAACAAGGACAGUUCGGCGUCAACUGGGCUGGUCCUAUUGAGGCAGUAGUGGAUGCAUCCACACACAGCUCGGCCCUCGAUGCCCUGGUCGCAGCUGUUGCUGCGUUGGGUACCUAG
This is a messenger RNA of Penicillium roqueforti, 1140 nucleotides long. Its product is annotated as putative glycosyl hydrolase. The record is from RefSeq and is a predicted model, not a curated record. The coding region runs from base 1 to 1140 and encodes 379 amino acids. Gene Ontology annotation, biological process: carbohydrate metabolic process. NCBI's taxonomy places the organism in Eukaryota, Fungi, Ascomycota, Eurotiomycetes, Eurotiales, Aspergillaceae. The transcript has 3 exons.